This is a messenger RNA of Schistosoma spindalis, 1304 nucleotides long. Lineage: Eukaryota; Metazoa; Platyhelminthes; Trematoda; Strigeidida; Schistosomatidae. The record is from the annotation of a GenBank genome assembly.
AUGUCUAAACGUUUUACUCCUUUCUCCAAAUUACCUUCAUUCUGUUCAAAGAUGUCUUCAGACGAUACGUUUAAAAACAGAAGUCAAAACAUUCUCCCAUAUGUGGAUGGGGUUUUCAUUGAGCCAGAAGUGAAAGAGAGCAUAGACAAAAUACAAGUUGGUUCACUGGAUCUCUCUGUAUUCAGCUGUCAGUCGAUGAACCCAGAAGCUAUCAAGCUUGCAAAAAGUCUUGAGUAUGAUUUGAAGUCUUUGGAAAGUUUCCUAAAAAGGCUUGUAAGUUCUCUUGAAGUUAACAUGUCUCUGUUGCUUGAAUCCAUCUUUGCUUCAUUUGAAUUCAAGUCCAUUGACUUCUUUGGUGAAGUAAUUCGAGAAGUUAUUAAGAAAAUGAAAGAGUUUAUUCAUUUCCCCUUUAUGGAUGAAGACUACUUUUAUUAUCCCGACCACGUAAUUGAAAAAGACGAUUGUGAUUUUAUCUUCCAUUUUACAUUUAUACUUCGUUAUUUAUGCUGUCCUGCAUAUCGGGGAAAGUUUCAUGGUUUAGUUGUUACGUGCAAGUCGUUACGGCUAAUGUUUCCAUUGGCUAUAUUAACUCGUAUUAUUCAUGAAUCUGUUCCUCCAAACAAACUAUUUAGUUUUCUACCUAUCUUUUGCAAAAGCACUGAAAGUUACUGUAAUGGUCGGAACAUAGCAAUGAUUUACCAAUCAUCGGACAUAGACUCAGCUGCUAGGUACUGUGUAUCAUCAUUAAAAAGUGCUCUGGGUACUGGAAUAGGCCACUCACCCGUCAUUUUAGUCGAGGAAUCUAUCUACAAACGUUUUAUUGGUCGUAUGGAAGGCCUUAUUAAUCUAAACACAUCUGCAGAAGAAUUGGACAGUGACGAAAAAUCAGAAUAUCCACCAUUCUGUACUAAUUAUAUUAAUGAAGUAGUAUCUUAUGCAGACUCUGUCGGUGCGAAAAUUCUUCGUCAUAAUCAAAAAAUACCACACUCCCCAAUAAUUGUUUAUGAUAUUACUCCACCAUCUGUCAAAGUUAAUAGAAGGAGCGGUCCAGUCGCCUAUGUUCUAUGCUUCCGUACUGUUAAAGAAAGUGUGUCUUUACUGACAUAUUUUAUCGACCAUCUCAAUAAUCAUAAACCCAAUAAAGUUAAUCCGACGAGCUAUGAAUUCGCGAUCAAUAUAUGGCAAACAGAUUCAAAUAUCAUAUGGCAACUUUUCCAGAUGUUACUACUGUCGGGUGUAGACAACGUUUUUGUAAAUGCUUCUAAUCGCCAACUAGCUGCGACAAUGUACACAAGGCUUUUUGA